CAGAACAGAAGAGAAGAAUGAAGAUGGUUAAUUAUGGGAUUGGACCAGCUGAUCAAGUGUCCUAGUUUGUUCACACAAAACCUUUGCUACCCAGGCAAGCUGCUUAUUUCUGUGGUGAGGCAGCUCCUGAGCAGGAAGAAUAAGGUGCCUGUGCCCAGAGAAGUCUCCAUCCCAAUGAACCUCCGUUCUGAUGCAGCCAAUGGUCAUGCAGGGAUGCUCCUACACCCUCCCACGAUGUCAUGAGCGGCAUACAGCAGACCAGUCACAUCACAGCAGCACCACCCACUCACAGUCUCAGGUUAAAGCAGCGGAAGAUGGUGAAGGAGCGCCCUGUGUAACCCAGCAGGCUCCCGACAGUGCCCUCAGGCCCCAGACACCUCUGGAGAUGAAUCUUUGCUGGAAUGAAAUAAAAAAGAAAUCGCAGAGCCUUCGGGCUCGUCUGGAGGCCUUUUCAGACCACAGCGGGAAGCUGCAGCUCCCACUCCAGGAGAUCAUAGACUGGCUGGGUCAGAAGGAUGAAGAGCUGUCCGCACAGCUGCCACUCCGGGGAGACGUGCUCUUGGUGCAGCAGGAAAAAGAGACGCAUGCGGCUUUCAUGGAAGAGGUGAAGUCUCGGGGCCCAUAUAUUUAUUCUGUCCUGGAGUCGGCGCAGGCCUUCCUUUCCCAGCACCCAUUCGAGGAAUUAGAGGAACCAAAUUCUGAAAGUAAAGAUGUCUCUCCAAGGCACCGGAUCCAGAAUAUCAGCCGUUUUGUCUGGAAGCAGGCGAAUGUGGCCAGUGAGCUGUGGGAGAAGCUCACUGCUCGCUGUGUUGACCAACACCGUCACAUCGAACGGACGCUGGAGCAGCUGCUGGAGGUCAAGGGAGCCAUGGAGGAGCUCAGCACAACUCUGGACCAGGCCGAGAGUGUGCGAGAAACCUGGGAGCCCAUUGGAGACCUCUUCAUCGACUCCUUACCAGAGCACAUCCAGGCAACCAAGCUGUUUAAAGAGGAACUCUCCCCCAUGAAGGACGGGGUGAAGCUAGUUAAUGACCUCGCACACCAGCUUGCUAUCUCAGAUGUGCAUCUGUCUAUGGAGAACUCCCGGGCUCUGGAGCAGAUCAACACCCGAUGGAAACAGCUGCAGGCCUCGGUUAACGAACGCCUGAAGCAGCUCCAGGAUGCCCAUCGGGACUUUGGCCCAGGUUCCCAGCACUUCCUCUCCACCUCUGUCCAGGUUCCCUGGGAACGAGCAAUUUCACCCAAUAAAGUGCCAUACUACAUCAACCACCAGGCUCAGACAACAUGCUGGGACCACCCCAAGAUGACAGAGUUAUACCAAACCCUAGCUGAUUUGAACAACAUCAAAUUCUCUGCGUAUCGGACGGCCAUGAAGCUGCGCCGUGUCCAGAAAGCUCUGCGGUUGGACCUGGUGACUCUGGCCACAGCCUUGGAAAUCUUUAAUGAGCAUGAGCUACAGCCCAGCGAUCGCGUGAUGGACGUGGUGGAGGUCAUCCACUGCCUGACUGCCCUCUAUGAGCGGCUGGAGGAAGAGAGGGGCAUUCUAGUCAACGUGCCGCUCUGCGUGGACAUGAGUCUCAACUGGCUGCUCAACGUUUUCGAUAGCAGUCGCAGUGGGAAGAUGCGUGUGCUGUCCUUCAAGACUGGCAUUGCAUGUCUGUGUGGCACAGAGGUGAAGGAGAAAUUCCAGUAUCUCUUUGGCCAGGUGGCGAAUCCCGGCGGUCUAUGCGACCAGCGGCACCUCAGCAUCCUGCUGCAUGAGGCCAUUCAGGUUCCGCGCCAGUUGGGAGAGGUGGCAGCAUUUGGGGGUAGCAAUGUGGAGCCCAGUGUCCGCAGCUGCUUCCGCUUUAGUAAUGGGAAGCCUGUGAUCGAGGUCAUCCAGUUCCUGGAAUGGGCCAACCUGGAGCCGCAGUCCAUGGUGUGGCUGGCUGUCCUGCACAGAGUGACCAUUGCUGAGCAGGUGAAGCACCAAACCAAGUGCUCUGUCUGCAAACUGUGUCCCAUCAAAGGCUUCAGGUACCGCAGCCUGAAGCAGUUCAAUGUGGAUAUCUGUCAGACCUGCUUCCUGACAGGACGAGCCAGCAAAGGGAACAAGCUCCACUAUCCUAUCAUGGAGUACUAUACCCCGACCACCUCUAGUGAGAACAUGAGGGACUUUGCUACGACCCUAAAAAACAAGUUCCGGUCCAAACAGUACUUCAGCAAGCAUCCACAGAGGGGCUACCUGCCCGUCCAGUCUGUGCUGGAAGCUGACUUCACUGAGACACCGGCCUCCUCCCCGAUGUUACCGCAUGCCGAUACCCACUCCCGGAUCGAACACUUCGCCAGCAGGCUCGCAGAGAUGGAAAGCCAGAACUGUUCCUUGUUCAAUGACAGCUUGUCCCCAGACGAUAGCCUGGAUGAGGAUCAGUACCUGUUGCGUCACUCCAGCCCAAUCACAGACAGAGAGCUGGUGUGCAGCCCAAAGGUUGAGGACAGCCUCAACACGGAGGAUAAGGGGGAGCUGGAGAGAAUCCUGGCCCACUUAGAGGAUGAGAACAGGAUCCUCCAAGGAGAGCUGAAACGUCUGAAAUGGCAACACGAUGAGGCAGUGGAGUCCCCCACUGUGGCAGAAGGGUCUCCAGAAUCAGCCCAAGACCCACACAACGAUGAGCUCCUGGCUGAGGCAAGGAUCCUUCGGCAACACAAGAGCCGCCUGGAGACCCGAAUGCAGAUCCUGGAGGACCAUAACAAGCAGCUGGAAUCCCAGCUGCACCGCCUGAGAGAGUUGCUACUGCAGCCACCGACUGACUUGGACAUCAAUGGCUCUGCGGCCUCUUCCUUGGCUUCCUCGCCCCAUCCGUCGGAGGGAAGUCAGCCCAGGGAGAAGGAGCACAACACCCCUGAAACCGAAACUGCAGAUGAGGUGGAGACGAGGGCACGGGAUGUCAGUCUGUGUUUGGAGGACAUCAUGGAGAAACUGAGGAGUGCCUUCCCCAACUCCCAAGGUGUGACCUCCCUUAUCUAACACCUCCUGUGGGUAAGAGGCUUUGUCUAACCAGCUUCUUGGCUGCUUUCCUCUCCCGCCUCUCACACUCCUCCUGGGAUGGGCUUCCCUCGGACCCUCUUGGGGGCACUCCAGUGGAAUGGCCUUCAUGAAAUCCACCAACGUCAGAAGAUCUCAGGGGAACUCCCACUGGCCACGUGGGAAUGUGACUGAAGGCUCUUUGGAGUGCUGGCUGGAGCCACCCUGAGGACCAGCCAGUUCCGACCAAGUGUGCUGGGGUCUGAAUUUAAGGAACUCUAUAAAGCAUUCAAAAGAAACCCAGGAACUGAAACCCUGAGAUGGUGUUGAACAUGAAACACGAGCAGAGACUUCCCCCUCCCUUGCCGGUCACAAACUGUCGCCCUCCUUGUGACUGAUGUAAGACAGGUAAGGAAAUCGCCUACAGGGGAUGGCAGAGCCCAGCCCAGCCCAGCCUUGGCCCACUUCAGCAGUGUGGGCUGGUUCUGCUCCCAGACAGCCUCCUGCUGGGCACCAGGCAGCCUAAUGCUCCCGCAGCAACUGGACAGUAAACAGCCUCCGAGCAUCUGUUUUAAUACCUUUUUUGUUAGCUGCCAAAGGCUGUGAGUGUGACUAACUGAACUCUGUCAAUUGCCUGCUACCCCAGGAUCUCCAGGUCCCGGCUGGGGGUGCUUGCCUAAUGGGAACAGUGCAGGAGGGCGAAAGGGGGAAGGGAGGAGUCAAUAAUACAGCUUCAGCCCAGCUAGUAGCCUUAUCUGGAGAGGAGCUUUAUAACAGAGAGCUGUAGCAUAUAUUCUGUACUUAAAUACUAUCGUGGACUCACUCACGCAUUAAAUUUUAAUACCUUGUUCAGUGUUAAUUUCCGCCUCACUCAUUGGGUCUAUUCUAGCAUCUGCUUUUGAAGGGACAGCACCUUCAUUUAAUCUUACAAUAUACCAUCAGAGGCAUGGUUUGUGCUGCCCCUGGCCUGGAAACUCCCCCUAGGGGACCUCAGUGCAGUGGGCUUGACUAGUGGUGAUGAGUAGGAUGCGAAUCCAGAGUUCAUUUUCCUUCCGAGCUGUCUGUCACCAUAACACUGGAGUCGGGGCUGGAACAACCUCCCCUCCCAAGGGACCGCAGCUCCCCCCAUGAUGGAAAAUCCAACUAAAUAAAACAGGUGGCCCUAAUCUAUCAGCUGAAUCUCAACACAUUGGAAAUGGGGGAUUAUCCCAGCAACAAAGACGUGUGUCUAGUGGGUUCUCCAUAUUCAUCUCUCCUGAAGCCAUUGGAGACUUUAGCUCUGGUCCCCUGGCUGCUCACCGACUUUGUGAUGCCCAUUUAGCAAUUCCAUCCCGUACGGCAGGCUCUCCUCCAUUUCUCUGUCUGUUAGGUAAAUGUGCUCCUUUUCUUCCAGGGUGUUGCAAGAGAAAUGGGCGAGCUCACAUCUCUUGGUGACACUGAGCCAUUGUGAUGUAUCAGGACAUCAUGUUGUAUUGUGACAUUCUGUUGUGAGCCAGUGGCACUGGCCAGAGCAAUACCAGGAAGGAGAUGGAGCUGUGCUCUGGUGAGCUCCAUUGUGCUUCUAAAAAUCUCUUUCUUCAUCUGGAGCUAGGGCCCCUAGACCAUUUGCUGCAACCCAGGGAGCUGUUUGGUUUGGGAGCCCAGAGGGUACAAGUGGGGUCUCUCCUUAAAUGAGGGAGCUAUUUGGCACGGGGGGUGGUGUACAAAACUUGUGUUGCAAGCAUGCAGGAUUGUGUUGUGUUUUGUAGCAUAGCAACGUGUUCUCUGGAACACUUGGAUCUGGAAGGCUCUAGAAAGUUAUCUGUCUGGGGCAAAGUGUUAUGGUUGAGUAGGCUGCAGAGCUGGGGAGCUGCAACAUGUUCUCCAGUGGGGAAAGGUCCCCUGGGAAUGGGGUGGAAUGUUCUAUUUCGGGGGGAUGGGCUGUGGGGUGCGAGGCAAUAAGGUUGCAGUGUAGUAGAGGCAUAAUAGGAGGUUUUAUGAAGAACAACGUGGAAUGUUGUAUGCAGACUAUGUGUGUUGGGGUUGCUGCAUUCUCCAAAGCCGAUGACAUUAGGCAUUUUAUAUGGGGAACUCAUCACAGAAUUCCAGAGUUGAAAUAGCCUAUGUUGUGGGGAUCUGACUGCUGCAGCUGUGCACUGGAAAAGUUCUGGCAUGCUUUGUUGUUUGCUCUUGUGCAUUGAAGAUGCUGUGGACUAUGUUAGGACUGUGGUGGUGUGUUGUGGCCUGAUAAGGUGGCUGCAUUGUGGUGGAUAUAAGGCGCUUUAGAGUGCUGUGUUAGGUUUGAGGGAGUGCACUGUGUCUCCGAGGUUCUGUGUGAUACUGAUUUUGUGGUGGUAUAUUGUGUCAUGUUGUGGAUCUUGUUUGGUAUAGCAUAUUGUGGAUUAUGAGGCUUGCAGUAGACACUGUACAUUGUGCAUUGGAGUUGCUGUGAUCUGUGAUGUGUAGUAAAAGGUCCUGUGGAUUUUGGUGUCUCUUAGCAGCCCUGUGAAUUGCUGUCAUGUGAGGUAUAUUGAAAGCGCUGUAGAUUGCUAGGAUUGCUAUAGCAUGCUGUUUACUGGAGGUGCUGUGGAUUGUGGUAUUAAGCUUACUGUAGCAUGUAGGGCAGUAGGGUUAAUGUGUAUUGAGUAGCCAAAUGUGGUGACUUCUCCUAUAUUAGGGCAGCUGUAGAAGGCUGUGGAUUGUGUGUGAGGAGCAACACAAUGUUCUCUCCAGUGUUGCCGCGAUGGACGUUGCUGUGGCCCAUUCUCUACCAGGAAUGUUGUCAGUGGAGCACUGGAGCCACUCGUGCGUGGGGAUUGGCCAAUCUAGUGGAGGAGCACGUUUCACUGCAGAGACAGUCUUGCAAGUUCGGUGUUUGGGACCAGUGCAGAAAGCUCAGGCUGAGUGAUGCUGCCGGAAGCUGGGGAGAACUCUCACAGAUGGAACUGCCUGAGACACAGACCUGGACAAGUGAGAGCACCCUCUGCAGUUGUUGCUCCCCAGAGGAACUGCUGCUGGCUUUGCCCCCAUUGGGAAUCUCCCCAACCCAUGUCCGGCUCCAUGCUGGUCCUCCUGGCUCCAGUCCAUCAGGAAGGAGUAGCCUCAGAUUAAUCCGGACCAAACUGUUACACUUUUCCCUCUAGGCAGAGGCCAAGAGAAAAGGAGAGGAAACCUCAAUUGCACCCUCUCCAGCCUAGUCAAGCCCUAAGGGAGAGGAGCAAGUGCAGACAGGUGUUGUUCACCUCAUCUACUUUACCACUAUGCAGCACAGGCACAAAUCGCUUAGCCCUAGUGCUAGGAGAGCCAGGAAGGGUUUGUUCCUACCGUGGGCUGUGGCUUCCUAGGCUGCCUGCCACAUGGAGACCUAGGCCAAGGGCCCUGCUGCAGUGAUGAUUGGAGCCACCCAUUAUCAGCUGUGGGAUGGGACAGGAGAUGGCUCCCUCUGCUAGCAAACUGGAGAAGGGCUAGCAGGGAUAUUGUUUUGCCUGUAGAAGGCCGAGACUGGGAAGUAGCUAAGAAUGAGUGAGAGAGGCAAGAUUAGGGCAAAGGCACCUCUAAAAGCAUGUUCAGGAGUCAUUGCUUUUCCCUGCAUGAAAACUCUCUUCUAGGGUGCAGAGGCCAGGGCCCACUCGUCUCCCCAACUGGUUGAGAGCAGUGGACGGCAUGAUCAGUGACUGAGUCACAGAGCUUAAGGCCAGAAGGGACCACCACUAGUCUGACCUCCCGUAUCGCAAGCCAUCAACAGCCCAGCCCACGCACACCAAACCCAACAACCAGAAUUAGGCCAAGUAUCACAGGACACUAGAUUCUGACAUGCUACAGGCAGAGAACAGAGGGAAUGAGGUGCACCAGUCCCCGAGGCCCCUGCAGUGUCAGGGAAAUGAUUAAACGAGACCCCCAGAUAAUCCUGGCAAGUGACCCAUGCCCUCCUGCUACAGAGGAAGGUGGAAACACCCCCAAGGCACUGCCAAUCUGAGCGCCAGGGUUCGUGUCUUAGUGUUCCAUUGGAACACGAAACGAUUGAUAGUUAUUGACAGUGCAAUAAGCCCAGAGAAUGUGACCCCCUGCAGCUGAAGUGUCCCACUGCUUUACUAGACCCUCAACCCCUGGUGCUCCUUGCAGUCCCCUGUGCUUUGCCCUCCUUGAAUACAAGUGUUCCUGGGCAUUCCCCAAUCUCAGACCUAUCUACAGCAUUCUCCCUCUUCCCCCGUCCAUGUUUGGCUCCCCAUCUCUGCGGCACUCCAGAGUUCUCUUUGCUAUGAGUGCUAGUCUAGGCCCUGAUUAAAACCACCUGAUACACUAAUGUAAUUAGUGGGGGUUUUAGCUAUAAAAUGGCAGGCCCCCAUUUUCUCUUGUACCUCCUCUGAGCUCCUUCCCUUAAUCACAGAGGCCCAGAUCCUCAAAGGUAUUUCGGCACUUAAUUCCCAUGAGUUAGGUGCCUAAAUGCCUUGGAGGAUCAGACCUGAUUGCUUUGCCCUCUUUUGCUUUGGAAAGGGCAUCUGUAGAGAAUCUGAGAUCUCUCCCUGAGCUAGCUCUGCGCUGUAAGUAAAGAUACAGCCCAGGCCAAUUGACCGAACCUCUAGGAUGUUUUCUUUAUUAAGCAAGGAUUGUAUUGUGCAUAAGUGAGUUCAGGAUAUCUGUUAAAGCUGGGAAGCUAACUCUGGGUACUGUUUGCU
Molecule: messenger RNA, 7659 nt
Organism: Mauremys mutica (yellowpond turtle)
Lineage: Eukaryota; Metazoa; Chordata; Testudines; Geoemydidae
Gene: DRP2
Product: dystrophin related protein 2
Exons: 24
Coding region: 191-3007 (938 amino acids)
Biological process (GO): synaptic signaling
Cellular component (GO): plasma membrane
Molecular function (GO): protein binding; zinc ion binding
Source: RefSeq, a predicted model, not a curated record